AUGAAGUCUAUCCUCCUCCACGCCGUGCUCGCCGGCGCUGCAGCAGUCGCGCAGAUUCCCAGUCAAACCUCCACGGCCUCCAUCAACCCGACCGACUUCCUCGCACAAAUAUCCGCCUUCGGCGAACUCAACCCGGCCAUAAGCGCCCCCUUCGGCAACCCCAGCACUACGAUCAACGUCUUCGACAUCGGCGCACCGCCCUCCUCUCUCGUCUCGCUUCUCAUCACCGCCAUCCCCGCCACUGUCCUCGGCCAGAUCAUGAACCCUACCGGCCGCUCCUCCAUCGCCGCCGAGUUCCAGGCCGGCAACACGCCGUCCUGGUUCAACGAACUACCCACUGAGGUCAAGAGCUACGUCGGCGCCAUGCAGAGCAAGAUCAACGCCGGCAACCUUGUCGAGUCGGGCGCGAACGCGAUCCCGUCGGCCUUUGGCGGGAGGGGAGGCGGUGCCGGGGCGAGUGGUGCGGAUGGUGGCGCGGGGGCCGAGAGUACGUCGAGUGCGUUGGCGCCGGCUCCGACGGGGGCGCUGGGAAUGGGCAAUGGGAUGUUUGCGGCGGGGGUUGCUGGUAUGGUUGGUAUUUUGGGAUUGGCCAUUGGUCUCUAG
Molecule: messenger RNA, 603 nt
Organism: Eremomyces bilateralis CBS 781.70
Lineage: Eukaryota; Fungi; Ascomycota; Dothideomycetes; Eremomycetales; Eremomycetaceae
Exons: 2
Coding region: 1-603 (200 amino acids)
Source: RefSeq, a predicted model, not a curated record